ACUUGAUCUAUGUGUGCCUUGAUUCCAGUUAGUAAUUGUUUCCUGCACUCAUGACCAAUUCCUGUGCUCAGCAAUUCUAAUUAGAAUCAGUGCUUUCUCUGCUCUUUUAAAAUACUCUCUCUCGCUCUCCUGAAAACCGGUAUUUGCUGUAAACGCUAGAGCGCGCUCACUCACACACAUACACCUAUAGAGAUCGAAACCGAGCUCGCUUAGAAUGCUAAACAGGUUCAUAAGUUUAUCGCCUCUCAUUGGCAAAGGGAGCCGCGGCUUCCAGGGGCCUGCGCUGCUUUCCAAGAGGCAGUCGCUACUUAAGUCGGGAGCCAAGAACAAGACAAUGUCCGCGAAGCCAUUCAAAGUAUUGAUCACGCAUCCAGAGGUGCCCCAAUCGGGCAUUGACCUGCUCAAGGAAAACUGCGAACUGGUGCGUGUGGAGAGUGUGCCGACCAAUCGCGCCGAGCUGUUGCAGAAGAUCAGAGGAGUCGAUGGCAUCCUGUGGGGCGGACACGAAGCGCUCAAUGCCGAGGCCUUGGAUGCAGCUGGACCCCAGUUGAAGUCCAUUUCAACCAUGUCGGCUGGCAUUGACUACGUCGAUCUGGACGAGGUGAAGCGUCGCAAGAUCCCGCUGGGUCACACGCCCACCGUGCUGGACAACGCUGUGGCGGAUCUGGCGGUGGGCCUGCUCAUAGCAGCAGGUCGUCGCUUCCACGAGGGACGCAAGAAGAUCGAAACUGACAAGUGGGAGAACUAUCAUCUGAACUGGAUGCUGGGUCAGGAUGUGCGCGACUCAGUGGUUGGCUUCUACGGCUUCGGCGGCAUUGGCCAGGCCAUUGCCAAGCGUCUGUCCGGCUUUGACAUCGACCAGGUGCUCUACACCACACGGCGUCGCGUCGCCAAGGACAUCGAGAAGGAGCUCAACGCCAAGAAGGUCGAGUUCGACGAGCUGCUGGCCAAGAGCGACUUCCUGGUCAUCGCCGCACCACUCACAGCUGCCACUCAGGGCGUCUUCAAUGCCACCGCCUUCAACAAGAUGCAGAAAACCGCCGUCUUGAUCAACAUUGCACGCGGCAAGAUCGUCAAUCAGAAUGAUCUGUACGAUGCGCUCAAGUCGAAUCGCAUCUUUGCCGCGGGCCUCGAUGUCGUCGAUCCCGAAUCACUGCCACCCACUAGCAAGCUGCUUACCCUCGACAAUAUCAUUAUUCUGCCCCACAUUGGAUCCGCCACCAAUCGCACGCGCUCCGACAUGGCCACCAUCGCCGCUCACAAUGUGCUGCGCGGCUUGGCCGGUGAGCGCAUGCUCUCGCCGGCUUACUAGGAAAGCUAUGGGAAAACUUUGGAAAAACUAUGUGAAAAGCCUUGAUAGUCUACAAAGGGUAUUCCUAUGCUAAUUUUUAACAAACAAUUGUGUGAAUAAUUAUGAAUUAAAAAAACAAAUUUUUAUAAAAG
This is a messenger RNA of Drosophila hydei, 1443 nucleotides long. Its product is annotated as glyoxylate reductase/hydroxypyruvate reductase. Gene Ontology annotation, cellular component: cytosol. The record is from RefSeq and is a predicted model, not a curated record. Gene Ontology annotation, molecular function: NAD binding; hydroxypyruvate reductase (NADH) activity; glyoxylate reductase (NADPH) activity. NCBI's taxonomy places the organism in Eukaryota, Metazoa, Arthropoda, Insecta, Diptera, Drosophilidae. Bases 215 to 1312 code for a protein of 365 amino acids. The transcript is spliced from 5 exons.